Molecule: messenger RNA, 1127 nt
Organism: Myodes glareolus (Bank vole)
Lineage: Eukaryota; Metazoa; Chordata; Mammalia; Rodentia; Cricetidae
Source: RefSeq, a predicted model, not a curated record
AAGUGCCCUAACAGAAUCAAAUUGCUGAGCCUGUCACCUGUGUUCCAGGAGCCAAACCAGCAAUGUCUUCCCCUGCACAACCUGAAAUCCCUGCCCCGCUGGGCAACUUGAAGAUUCAAUAUACCAAGAUCUUCAUCAACAAUGAAUGGCAUGACUCAGUGAGUGGCAAGAAAUUUCCUGUUAUUAACCCUGCAACGGAGGAGAUCAUCUGCAAUGUGGAAGAAGGGGACAAGGCAGAUGUUGACAAAGCUGUGAAGGCUGCACGACAGGCUUUUCAGAUUGGCUCCCCAUGGCGCACCAUGGAUGCUUCAGAGAGGGGGCGGCUGCUGAACAAGCUGGCUGACUUAAUGGAAAGAGAUCGUCUGCUGCUGGCUACAAUGGAGGCACUCAAUGGUGGAAAAGUCUUCGCUAAUGCAUACUUGUCAGAUUUAGGAGGCUGCAUAAAAGCAUUAAAGUACUGUGCAGGCUGGGCUGACAAGAUCCAUGGUCAAACAAUACCAAGUGAUGGAGAUAUUUUCACUUAUACAAGACGUGAGCCUAUUGGAGUGUGUGGCCAAAUCAUCCCUUGGAAUUUCCCAUUGCUCAUGUUCAUUUGGAAGAUAGGCCCUGCCCUUGCCUGUGGGAACACAGUGAUCGUCAAACCCGCAGAGCAAACCCCUCUCACUGCUCUUCAUAUGGCAUCUUUAAUAAAAGAGGCAGGGUUUCCUCCUGGCGUGGUGAACAUUGUUCCUGGUUAUGGACCAACUGCAGGGGCAGCCAUUUCCUCUCACAUGGACAUCGACAAGGUGGCCUUCACAGGAUCAACACAGGUUGGCAAAUUAAUUAAAGAAGCUGCAGGGAAAAGCAAUCUGAAGAGGGUCACCCUGGAGCUGGGGGGAAAGAGUCCUUGCAUUGUGUUUGCAGAUGCUGACUUGAACAUGGCCGUUGAGUUUGCACACCAUGGUGUGUUCUACCAUCAAGGCCAAUGUUGUGUCGCAGCAUCUAGAAUUUUUGUUGAGGAGUCAGUUUAUGAUGAGUUUGUGAAAAGGAGUGUUGAGCGAGCUAAGAAAUAUGUUCUUGGAAAUCCUCUGACCGCGGGAAUCAAUCAAGGUCCUCAGGUAAGUAUACAAUAAAAAAAGACAAGCAUU